Messenger RNA from Cynoglossus semilaevis (tongue sole), 900 nucleotides. Its product is annotated as protein S100-A11-like. Lineage: Eukaryota; Metazoa; Chordata; Actinopteri; Pleuronectiformes; Cynoglossidae. The record is from RefSeq and is a predicted model, not a curated record. Bases 97 to 360 code for a protein of 87 amino acids. Gene Ontology annotation, molecular function: calcium ion binding; calcium-dependent protein binding; transition metal ion binding. The transcript is spliced from 3 exons. Gene Ontology annotation, cellular component: perinuclear region of cytoplasm.
GUGGGCUACAAAAAGAGCAGGGACACUGGUGUUGGUGCAGUUUACUGGAGCCUACUGAGAGACCUGAGCUGGUGAGUACGGUACAGUACGUUCGUCAUGGAGUCUGCCAUUAACGUGCUGGUGUCGAAGUUCAAGGUGUACGCCGGCUCUGAGGGUUCGUCUGACACUCUGAGCAGAGACGAGUUCUACAAACUGGUCAAAGCAGAACUUUCCAACUUUGUAACGGACUCUGCAGAUCCUGCUGUUGUUGACCAACUCAUGAGAUCAUUGGACAAGAACAAUGAUGGAGAGCUCAACUUCCUGGAGUUCUGGCAGCUGAUUGGACAUCUCGCGAGCAAGCAUGGGGGCUUCAGCCAAUAGUGUGUCCUCACACACCCUGUUGCACUUGUACGUGUCUUACUGACUUGUCUGUGUGCCAUAAACUAAGGGAAGUCUGCCAAAUGGAAAACACCCUAAAGUUUGUUUUAACUGUCUUUUUUUUAUCAGUGUUCUCCCUUCUUGUCUUGCUGAUAAAAUGGUGAACUGUCACAGUAUACUGCUGAGCAAUUUCACAUGUUUGGAAACAUGGUGCAGGUCGUUGGUCACAGUCAAAUACUUGUCCUCACAGGUCUCCGAGGCUGCUGUGAACGAGACCGUGGGUGUCAGCACUGAGAAAAUAAAACAAAGUAAGAACACAAACUUUGGGGUGUAUAAAUUACGUGGGCCAAAGUUUGCAUUUUAAUCACUAAAACACGACAAGACAUGUUUUCAAGGCGUUUCCAACAGAAUUUCAGUUGUUACUUUUUAAAUGAUCAGGUUUGUCCGACCUUAAAAAAUGGAAAGGUCACGUUUUUUUAAACUAAAUUUGACUAGAAAUGUAAAAAAAAAAGUGAUUAAAACUUUGCAACAGAUGUUAAUCUA